This is a messenger RNA of Penicillium coprophilum, 1884 nucleotides long. Its product is annotated as putative transporter. The record is from RefSeq and is a predicted model, not a curated record. The coding region runs from base 1 to 1884 and encodes 627 amino acids. Gene Ontology annotation, biological process: amino acid transmembrane transport. The transcript is spliced from 6 exons. NCBI's taxonomy places the organism in Eukaryota, Fungi, Ascomycota, Eurotiomycetes, Eurotiales, Aspergillaceae. Gene Ontology annotation, molecular function: amino acid transmembrane transporter activity. Gene Ontology annotation, cellular component: vacuolar membrane.
AUGUCAAGGGCCGAAAGAACAAAUGAAGAUCACGGCAGUGAAGUCCAUGGCUCGUCAAGGAUACCAGGUGCAACACCAAGCUCUUACGAUCAUGGCCACCUAGACCACGGAAGUCCCAUUACCGAAUCGGAGUUCGGCGGCAGACAGAGGUCGCCGUCGUACUCAAUUCGAGUCCGCCAAGCAGGGGGUCCCAACAGUAUAGACAACUUCGCGCGAUCUUGGCAGAGAGCCGCGGCCUUCCCAGAAGUCAUCCCACGCCGGUCAUCAUUUGUCUCUACGUACUCGGACGAUGAUCUUGGCAUUGCCACGGGUCAAGAAUAUGGAUCAAGAAGCUCUCCAUCCUGGGGUCGGCACUCGGAUGUGGACCGGCCAUUACUUCGCACAGACUCGGACUCGGACCUGGAUCAUGGGGAUUCCCGAGCGCCUGAGUCUUCCAAGAGGGCGUUGCCUAGUGCUGGCCUGCUUGCUUCGUCGUUUGAUAGAAGUUUUGCGGCUUCGUAUGGCACCGUCUCCUCCCGGAUGAGCACGUCGACACGGAGGCAUGCGAUUCAAUUCCACCGAGAGCACCAUCCCCAUCCGCAUGUGGAUGGGUCUGGAGAUUUAGAUCGAGGCCCAUUGCUCGUUAAGCAUGUCCAACAUGAAGACGGGACCCAAGAGGAUAUCAUUGUUGGGCAAUCCACUGUCCCGCAGACCAUCUUUAACUCGGUCAAUGUGCUGAUCGGUAUCGGCUUGCUGAGUCUUCCAUUGGCGAUGAAGCAUGCCGGGUGGGUUUUGGGAUUGGCGUUCCUUGUCUUCUCGGCAGUCACCACUUCCUAUACAGCCAAGAUCCUGGCUAAGUGCUUGGAUGUCGACCAGAGCCUUGUCACGUAUGCUGAUCUGGCUUAUAUCAGUUUUGGGCAACAUGCCCGGUUGAUAACCAGCUUUCUGUUCUGCCUGGAACUCUUAGGAGCAUGCGUGGCACUUGUUGUGCUCUUCGCAGACAGUUUAUAUGCCUUGGUGCCAGGGUUGAGCAUCCUCCAAUGGAAGAUCAUCUGUGGAGUUGUCCUUGUACCGCUCAACUUCCUGCCACUACGAUUCCUGAGUAUUACCAGCAUAUUGGGUAUAAUUUCGUGCACAUCAAUCGUGGUACUCAUUUGCAUCGAUGGCCUUAUCAAGCCAGAUGCACCGGGUUCCUUGCGACAGCCAGCUAAUACGUUCCUCUUCCCCGAGAACUGGGCUACCCUCCCUCUGAGUUUCGGUCUUAUUAUGUCACCAUGGGGUGGCCACGGUGUCUUCCCUAAUAUCUACAGAGAUAUGAGACACCCCCAGAAAUACGGAAAGAGCCUUUCGGUGACUUAUAUAUUUACAUUUACUCUGGACUGCUCAAUGGCGAUCAUUGGUUGGCUCAUGUUUGGCAAUGGCGUCCGCGACGAAAUCACUGCGAACGUUCUGACCAUCACCGACUACCCACAGUCCAUCUCCGUCUGUAUUGUGAUCUUCAUUUCGAUCAUCCCGCUCACAAAGGUCCCACUAAAUGCCCGGCCUCUUGUGGCCACAUUUGAAGUUCUGUGUGGACUCGGAGGCGGCUAUGUGCCUGCUGAAAAUGGCUCGGAGACGCUACAAAAGAUCUCACGGGCAAUGGUCCGCGUUUUUGUAGUGGCUAUGAUUGUCAUUUUGGCAGUCAUCUUCCCGGCUUUCGACCGUAUCAUGGCUUUCUUGGGAUCGUUCUUGUGCUUCACGAUUUGUAUCAUCUUCCCUCUUGCGUUUUAUCUCAAGAUCUUUGGAAAGGAGAUCAGUCGAGGUGAGUACAUCGUUGAUUGGAUUCUGCUCAUCAUCUCUUCGAUAUUGGCAGCCGUGGGAACUGUAUGGGCCUUCCUACCGCAAGACAUGCUCUCUGCAAACUAG